Molecule: messenger RNA, 1612 nt
Organism: Physcomitrium patens
Lineage: Eukaryota; Viridiplantae; Streptophyta; Bryopsida; Funariales; Funariaceae
Source: RefSeq, a predicted model, not a curated record
AUGGUAUCUAUACCAGAAUCCUACUUCAUCUGCCUAACAGAAUCCAACCCUAAAUCACGAAUUAAAAACCAUGUCACUCGCAGUACAGAAAAAGCAGCAAUUGCGUACUUUCUUCCUCUCAGUAAUGGAAAAGCCACUCUCGAGAACGGAACCCCGGAAGCUACCAAAUCACUCCAACUGGCACCAAACGGAUUCCUGUACAAUCUGCAAAGUCGGGGCUUGAGGAGUGUCGUCGGCCACAUCCAAUUCUCGCCACAAAUCCAGCUCUCUCCCCUGCACAGGGUCCUCCUCAGAACACGGAAUCCGACACCGGACUCGGCGGAUCCCGGAUGGACCCGAUCACCGCACGCCUUAGGCACCUAUCACUGCCCCCUUCCACGGAUCACUCAGCUAUCGACACAUGUACCGACCGCGUUCGGCGUGCGUUACCCUGUUAAUCGCCCCCGCAGGUACCGGGCUCUUUGCGACCUACCAAGCAAAGGCGCGACUGGGUCAGACCUUUACAUUGAGGCCCCCCCUUGGCUGGCACUGCGCCGCUCGGCUCUUACACCACUGAAAGGGCCAUUCUGGGUGUGGGGGAGGAAUCAAAGACCUCAGCGAACUCCUUUACGCCGCUGCAGCAGCUCUAGUGCUGUUUAUUGUUGUUGUUCUGCAAGGAAUGAAUGCCCCUCGCUUCGCUCUCAACUGUGGAUCCCGAAUGGACCCUCCUGCAUGUUCUGUCCGGACCCUGGAGGUCCCGGAGCCUGCACUCUGCGUCGCAGCCAUGCGCUUUUAGCGGGGCUGUGCGUCACGUCUGAAUGUUGACUGAUUUGACCCCAGAAGCAGUUCAGUGCUUGCUGCUGGGAUCUCAUUGCGUAUUCUGAAAAACCUGGAUAUCUUAGGGAAAGGGUGUGCAUAUAGCUUGGCUUGCGUUGGACUCCAGUCCUCACCACGCCUUCCCAGUAAUUGUCAAGCUCUCGUUUCUAAGGGAUGCGUGCCUUGUUUCGUAUCAGUGCAAGACAACGCAAGCACCUGCGAGUAAGCUAAGCGAGGCCAAUCCAAGUGAAGAAACAGCCCGCAGAGCAUUUUGUUCAUCCCCCCUUCUUUACUUCGUAUUCCAUGGUGGCAGUCAUGGUAAGUGGAGAAACAAGCUUAUUCGUCAACAAACACACACACAGACAAACAAGCAUGCAAACAAACAACCGAACGAACGAACGAACGAACGAACGCAUGGACGGACGGAGAAGGUGCGUGGUGGAGUGUGCAGUAGGAUUCGAGCAGCGUGAACAGAGGCUUACGAUGGGUCCUUCUGACGAGGCAGGGGGAACGGGUGUGAUGUGGUCCAAGUGGCACGGCCACGUCAGCGAUGGGGUGCGUGAUGUGGAAUCUGGGUCCUUAUUGGGAUGCACUCUAGAAUGUUGGUUGGCGUUGAUAAAUUGGGGCAUGAUGGAUGGAUGAGGAUGAUGUGUUGUUCCAAAUUGGGUCAUAAUUCUAUGCCCCCCCCCUUAGAUAAAACUGUCAUGUUGCGUUUUACAUGAAUGCAUUGAUAUCUACAUGGUGCUUUUUGUAUAACUGUGUGUUGUUUGUAAUUGAUUGGAGAAAUAAUAAGACUACAAAGUAUUAUUUUUGUUUU